Molecule: messenger RNA, 4286 nt
Organism: Eleginops maclovinus (Patagonian blennie)
Lineage: Eukaryota; Metazoa; Chordata; Actinopteri; Perciformes; Eleginopidae
Product: gap junction alpha-3 protein-like
Exons: 2
Coding region: 363-1439 (358 amino acids)
Biological process (GO): cell-cell signaling
Cellular component (GO): connexin complex
Molecular function (GO): gap junction channel activity
Source: RefSeq, a predicted model, not a curated record
UAACCACGGAGGGGAGGGGUGUUGGAGGCAGGGCAGGCCGGACAUGGUUGAGACCUGUGUCCAGCAGGUUACUUGUAUUGUGGUCAGUGGAAGACCCCGAGGCCUGGGUCCUGAUUCUUGCUUUAGCUGUAUUUGAAGCGAGAAGACUUGAGUCAGUGGGUUUGUCGGCGUGGAACGGAGGUUGUGCCCAGCAGGAGUCCACUUUUCUUGUCCAUUCAAGGGCAUUGCUGGGGGCCCGAAGAUCAGCUUUGCACUGAGGCCUGUCAGCGAAGCGGGCGGCCUCAUGGACCCUCGAAGACGUGUAGGGCUUCACCGCAGGGGAUGCCUAAGCUGACAAGUCCCAGAUCUGAGAUCACACAGCCAUGGGGGACUGGAACCUGCUGGGAAAGCUUCUCGAAAAAGCCCAGGAGCACUCCACUGUGGUGGGGAAGGUGUGGCUCAGCGUCCUGUUCAUCUUCCGCAUCCUGAUCCUGAGCGCGGCCACAGAGAAAGUGUGGGGUGACGAGCAGUCAGGGUUCAUCUGCGACACCAAGCAGCCUGGUUGCGAGAAUGUGUGCUAUGAUAUCACUUUCCCAAUCUCACACGUCCGCUUUUGGGUGCUUCAGAUCAUCUUUGUGUCCACGCCUACGUUGAUCUACCUGGGUCACAUCCUUCACCUGGUGCGGAUGGAGGAAAAGCAGGCAGAAAGAGACAGGCAACAUGCCCAACAUUCAGACAAGCAGGCCCUUAUUGUGGAGGGUAAGCCCAAGAAGCCCCUGGUAAGGGACGAGAGGGGCCAUGUGCGCCUGCAGGGAGAGCUCUUGCGGACAUAUGUCUUUAAUGUGAUCUUUAAAACCCUGUUUGAGGUGGGCUUCAUUGUGGCUCAAUAUCUCUUGUACGGCUUUAAGCUGAAGCCAAUGUACAAAUGUGACAGAUCGCCCUGCCCUAAUGUGGUGAACUGCUAUAUAUCCCGCCCUACAGAGAAAACCAUCUUCAUCAUCUUCAUGCUGGGAGUGGCCAGUGUGUCUCUGCUGCUCAACCUCAUAGAGAUCUACCACCUGGGCUUCACCAAGUGUCGCCAGGGCAUCGCCUUCAGGAGACGCUAUCAAUCCUCUGAGGGUGUCCCUAAGGAGCCCAGUGAGGCAGCGGUGGCGUACGCGCCGAGUUAUGACGACUACUUUCACCAAGUGCAGCCACCCUACCCGCCCGUACCCAGCUACAACCUCUCCCCUCUGUCCGAGGGCACAGACUCGUCCUUACAUCCCUACCACAGCAAGGCUGCCUACAAACAGAAUAAGGACAACCUAGCAGUGGAAAGGAGCAGUAACAACCCAGAGGAAUGUGACCUGAAAGCAAAGAAGGGAGCAGGAUCGGCCCCCGGGUCACCUACACAGGCCAGGCCCGGCCGCAGUGCCAAACACAGCAACAACAAGACUAGAAUAGACGAUCUGCAGAUAUGAGGAGGUUUUUGUUUCUGUGGGGUGUCUUAAAUUGCUGCGAGGGGAUCGUAUGUUGUUUGAAAGCAUUCACACAUGCUCAAAUGACCCCCCCUUUAAGAUGGCGCAUUGACUCAUUCCCACUGAGAAAGGAGUGACACUGUAGGGAGCACGGAGUUGUUCAGUAAUGUGUAAAGACUGAUGUUGGUGACAUUACUGAUGAACCUCUUCAAAGACGUUCUGUUCCACUGAAAAGUGUCCCAUAGCUGGCUUUGGUUUUAGCCUCUUCAAGAAUCACUUUUGUCCCUGAGAACCUAAAAUCAACAACAAAUAUAGUCGGCUCAGGUUUUACAUGAAUGUGAAUGAAUCCAAAAAAUGCACCUGUGUGAACGAAGCUGCCAAAACUUUGGGAACAGGAUCCAGGGGCAGAGGCUUGUUCAUGUCUGGCCUGACCUCAUUUGAGGAAAUCAGAUAGGGUGAAUUAUUACAUUUAACUUCCUUUAACAGGUUUGAGGUCACCAUUUAGCGUAGCUCACUUGCUUAGGCUUGAAGUGAAAAGUCUUGCAAAACAUAACAACACAUUGAACAUUGGAAAUGCUCGAGCCAAAUUCCAGGACGCGCCUCAAAAGAAAUUGCACUGGUCUCAGGAGUUCCCACAUUUGGGCUGCCUCCUUUAUUGUGACAGCCAGCAAGUACAUAAUUACAAGCACAUUGUUUUGUUGAUUCUUGUUUAUAUCUCUGUUUGUGCCGUUUGUUUUUCCGUGAGGCACUUGGUGACAACCCUAUUUGUAAAACUGCUUGAAAUAAAUCUGUCUUAAAUUUGCAAAGUUAGCAGUGCAUUUAUGAUCUCAAGUCUUCCUUAGCUAAAAAUGGAGAAUCACUUCAGAGGAACACAUUUUGCAACUGUUGUUUCAUAUUCCAGAAAAAAAUCCACCAACUCAGGAGUCGAAAGAAUAAUAUUGGUAAUAUUUAUAGACUCUAUGAACAGUAGCUCAGAUAAUUGUACUGUACAUAAAUAAGCUCUGCAUCUGAAUCUUUUAUUUUUGGAACUCUUAAAUAGGCAUCUACCAGGUGUAGUUUGAGUCAUCAGUAUCCACCCAGAAACAUUUGUUGAGCAGGAAUAAACAUGUCAUGCAAUCCUUUGCUGUCUGAAGAUCCCACACAUGCAUAACAUACACUGGUGUACCAGGAAAGAUGAGCCCCCCCCCCUGCUAUGGAAACCUUGAAAUGAAUUACAUAGCAGUCUCAUACCUUUUGAAUGCAUCAUUUCCUGUCUAUGAUUUAUGUGUCAUGGGAAUAACAAAUACAAUUGUUACUUUAUUUGCAUUAAUAACUGACUUUCUGAAAAAACAACUCAAGUUUAUUGAUGAGUUGGGAUUGGAUAGAGUGUAGUCAUACUAUUCUAUACUUUAGGUUGUUGUGGUGCCAGAAACAAUGUCUCAUAUCUCCCAGACAAAACAGCAGGAUUGUUUUGUGUAAUGUAUUGCUCCAUAAAUCAUAAAGUAAUCCAGAAAGUCUCAGAUUCUAAAAAACAUCUACUUUCCCAGAUGGAAAUAAAACAGCAAGAUGAUAUAAAGCGAUCAUAUGUUAGAAAAAGGGCUAUAUAUGUUAAUAAAAUGAUAAAUGAAGAUCAAUUGAUAUGAGUUAUGAGCGUUGACGGAUAUCCAGCACUUUGAAAUGAAAUCCUUUUAGUGUAAGGCCAACAUCUUAUAUUGCAGCUGCAUCAGAGGAUUUUAAGUAAAGGUUUUCGGUGUGAAGGAAUCACAUAAUAAAGUCUGUGAUUUGUUAACAUUAGAUGGCAUAGUUAUGUUUCGUAUAAAACGGCCAUGACUUAAAAUCGAAGGUAGCUUUUGUAUUUUGUAGCUGUAAAAUGAAAUUAAUAACAGCAUCCCCAUCUCAGACACAAAACAUUAGUCAAGAAUUGAGAUCUCAAUGCAGUUUGUCUGAGGGACUAUACAAAAAGGACUUUGCACAUUAUGUUUCUUGACUGUCUUUUGUAAAAAGCAAGGCCCCUGAUAUUUUCUUAGGAUCCUCUACUUGACUACAGGAAAACUGCAACACUGUACAAUUAAUUGUACCAUCAUUAGAACAAUGUAUAAUGUUUAGUGAUUCUUAUUGAAAUCCUAAUAUAAUAAUGAAAAGUAUAGUAUGUAUUAUCUCAUAAUGUAUAGUAUGGGAAUUAUCGAUUGCCAAAACUAUGGGAGGAAUAAUAAUGCAUGAUGUUUCUUCAUAUUAUUUAUUUUGAAGUAUGAGCUUUAAAUAACACAUUCUUCCACACAUUUUAUUCCGAAGAUGUUCUGCUUUUUGUAAAGAUGGAUAGAAACGUGAAGGUGGGGCUGCUGUAGGACAUUUAGACUACUCACUUCAACAAAAACCAACACACUUACAACCCUCCCCAACUCUGAAAGCCCCUAAUCAUUUUUGUUCAGUCCUUAAAAGGUGAAAUUGCCUCAAGGGUCUUAAUGUAACUUAGUAUGUGGGUAGUAGAAACCAUAUAAUGUAGUUUUGGUUUUAUUUCUGAGCUAACCCUAUUCCAAAACUAAAUUUACAGUACAUACAGUUACAGCAGCCAUACACCUAAAAUCAAAACACAAUGGAGACUCAAAAUGUCAGCAAUGUAUUUCUAUUAAAUGGGCCAUAGCAAAAAAUCUGUAUUAUAUUGUACACUAAUCAAGAGAGUCAAUAGUGAUUAUACACUGUAUAAAUGUUUGUAUAAAUAAGAAAUACUGUUGUUUCUUCAGUGCUGAAGUCGGUUUAAUGGGAAAUAUAGAAACAGCACAGAAUUACUCAAAAACAAGCUCCUUUGGUUGUGUGAAAUGGUGGAUAUAAUGUGAUGUCCUUGGAUGAGUAAUUAUAUUACUUUAUUCUGUU